UGUCUGACAGUAGUGAAAACGCUUCCCCAGUAUUCUAGCUCCCAAGAAGCAGAAGCAGUCUUGCCGAGAAAGACCUCACAGCAGACUCCACCACCCUCCAGAGAGAAAAAGGCAGCCAAUGUUGGGGAUCAUAGGAGGUGCCCCUCACAAUGCCCACUCCAACCUGCCAGACCCACUUGCCUCCCUGCUUCCUGCUGCUGGUGCUACUCCUUGUCCUCUCAGGAGCCUCUGAACAAAGCAAUGGGCAACAGUGGCAGGUGCUACAGCCCGAGGGACCAAUGCUGGUGGCAGAAGGUGACACUCUUCUACUAAGGUGUACAAUGCUUGGUUCCUGCACUGAUGGCAUGAUAAAAUGGGUCAAGGUGAGCAAUCAACACCAGCAAGAAAUCUAUAACUUCAAACAUGGUGUCUUCCCCUGGGUGACACCCUUGAUCCAUCGGACACUGGAGCCACAUACUUGCGACUACUCCAUCUAUAUCCACAACAUCACCAGGGAACAUGCUGGCACCUACCACUGCAUGGAGCUUGAUGGCCUGAGCAAAAGUCCAGAAGAGAUGCUGGAUGAGGGCACCUCAGUGCUGGUGAAGGGAGUUGGGGAUCCAGUGCCAGACCUCUGGAUCAUCCAGCCCCAGGAACUGGUGUUGGCAGAUGCUGGAGACACUGUCUCCCUGAACUGCACAGUGCUUGGAGAUGGCCCCCCAGGACCCAUCAGGUGGUUUCGAGGGGCUGGUCUGAGCCGGGAAGCCAUUUACAACUUUGGAGGCAUUUCCCAUCCCAAUGUGACAGCAGUCCAGACCACCAGCAGUGAUUUCAGCAUCCUUCUGAAAGGUGUUUCCACUGAGUUUACAGGCACCUACUAUUGUGCAAAGUUUCAGAGGAGACCCAACAAGCAGUACUUAUCUGGACAGGGCACCAGGUUGAAAGUGAAAGAAAAGCUCAUGUUUCCUGAAGAAACAGAAUUUGCCAGCCACCAAGUAACCAGGAUAUCCUUCUCAGGAUUCCUGUCUACUCUUAUUCUUGUGAUCCUUGUACUGAAGGCAGUGACCUUGGGUGCAGUCUUGCUGGUCCUGGCUGCCUACCGAAAGAGUCCUGGGCAAGAAAACCUCAAGAUACCAGGCCCAACACAGCCGAGCUCAUCUUAGAAUAGGAAAUGGGACCUGGGUAAGAUGUCACCUCCAGACUGUGUGCUCUGAGCCUAUGAGGAGUCGUGGCUCCUGCAUCUCUAGUCUCCAUAUGUCCCAAGUCUGAUGCUGGACUCCUGGACCCAUCCACCUAGUGAAACUCUUCAUUUGUUACCAGACUGAUGUGUCUUCUUCCCUCUUCUCAACCUGUUCAGGCUCUCUUUUCCUUCAGGUCCUUGCUGGGAUCUCUCCUCAAGACUGUUGUUCCUGCUUCAGCCCUUUCUGGGCUGUCCAACGUUUCCCUGAGUGUCUCUGAGGUCACCCAGCCAGAUCACCUGUGACCAUCCAUUGAUAUUCCACUCUCCCCCUUUCCUGCAUUAUCUCCUUACUGAGGUUGGCUUCAGUGGUUAUAAUAGUUAGAAUGCAGGUUUGGCAACCUAAAUUCAUAUAUAAUAGUGGCUUCAAACAAGAAAGAAAAAGAAAAGUUGAUUUCUCUCAUUGAAUCUAAGCCAGGCAAAAUAGGGCACUCUCUGGGAUAGAGACCAGGAAGAUAGAUUCCUUGAUCUAAGGCAGCAAGACCAGGAAGAAGUAAUAUGGCCCUCCCCUUCAAAGAUGCAGCCAGGAAUUUGCUUGCUUUACCUUUAAUUGACUGGAAUGUGAUCACAUGGUCACACCUAGCUGCAAGAGGGCUGGGAAAUGUAGUCUUUAUUCUGACAACCAUAUGCCCAUUGAAGAUUUUUCAUUAGGACUACCAAAAUGUAGAAAUAAGUUCAGAACUAGUAAUCUCUGCCUCCGUGCACAAAGCCUCUUACUUGCUCUGUGAGACAUCUGAGUUUCAACCUCAGCUGAGAUGGCCCCUUUUUGUGUCACCAUCAGCUAGCUGUAGGGCAGCAAAAUGGAAGGUAGAAGUUCCCAGUUUUUGCUUCCCAGGAGACACUUGGCAAUUUCUAAGGAUAGUCUGGGUUACCACUACUUGAGGGUACUACUGCCACCUAGUGGUUAGAGCCCAGGGAUGCUAUUAGCAUCCUAUAUCAAUACAACCCAAAACCAGGCCCAAAGUAGUGCUGAGGUUGAAAAGUCCUGCUGAAGGGAAUGCACGCACUCCCUGAAGGUAGACAGAUCUGACUUCUAUUGCUGAAACCUCCAUUCCCUCCACGUGUGACUUUAGUGAUUAAAUUAAAGUCACUAAUUGAUCAAAGAUGACAGGUAGACUGGACUUUUCCCACAUUGGGUAAGAACCAAGUUAAGGUAAUAUAUAUUGACACAUGUGCCAUGUACCCAUGUGAACACCUGCCAUGUGAAGAAGUGGUUUACUCUGGGUAUUUACUGUUAUAACAAAAUAAAAUCAGUCUGAAAAAG
This is a messenger RNA of Erinaceus europaeus (western European hedgehog), 2480 nucleotides long. Its product is annotated as signal-regulatory protein beta-2. NCBI's taxonomy places the organism in Eukaryota, Metazoa, Chordata, Mammalia, Eulipotyphla, Erinaceidae. Bases 150 to 1142 code for a protein of 330 amino acids. Gene Ontology annotation, cellular component: plasma membrane. The record is from RefSeq and is a predicted model, not a curated record. The transcript has 5 exons.